Messenger RNA from Microplitis demolitor, 543 nucleotides. RefSeq lists its product as hypothetical. The transcript has a single exon. The record is from RefSeq and is marked provisional. The coding region runs from base 220 to 528 and encodes 102 amino acids. NCBI's taxonomy places the organism in Eukaryota, Metazoa, Arthropoda, Insecta, Hymenoptera, Braconidae.
UAAGAUUAUGUAAAUGACUGAAAGUUAUUCACUAACAAAAGCCGUAUCACUGUUUAAUCUUUCAGUUUUUUUAUUUAUGCUACGUUUUGUGGUUUCAUGAACUUGAUUUUUUGCCAAAACAAACACUUACUCAUAUCUAUAAAUACGUGAGUGUUUGCCAGUCGGUUGUUAUUAAGCAUCAGUCAUUCAAGUGCGUUAAUAGUGUUUAUCGUGUACACAAUGUCAACACUUCGAUUCAAAUAUUCAUUUAUAGAGUGUUCUUGUUUUAUACCAGUCGAGUGGAUACUUUGUCCGCGGCCUGUGUUAGAAUACACUUUGCAAAAAGAAAUAAGUAAACAAUGUAAAAAGUACAAUACUUCCGAGAACACAAUGGUUUCCAUUUUUGGUGUGGCGGCUAUAUCAGUGGAAUACAAGUCCACUUUAUGGUUCCGAAGAAUCGACGAAACAUGUCAUUUAGUUGACUUGACAAGAUAUUCUCGAAUGAAGAUAGAAUAUUUUGAAGCUCUAGAAGUGGGGACACUGCAGUGAACAAUAACUAACGAA